Messenger RNA from Harpegnathos saltator (Jerdon's jumping ant), 2983 nucleotides. RefSeq names its product RRM_RCAN_like domain containing protein Sra (gene sra). The coding region runs from base 379 to 1104 and encodes 241 amino acids. Gene Ontology annotation, molecular function: calcium-dependent protein serine/threonine phosphatase regulator activity; nucleic acid binding. Gene Ontology annotation, biological process: calcium-mediated signaling. The record is from RefSeq and is a predicted model, not a curated record. Gene Ontology annotation, cellular component: cytoplasm; nucleus. The transcript is spliced from 5 exons. Lineage: Eukaryota; Metazoa; Arthropoda; Insecta; Hymenoptera; Formicidae.
UGCCAGUUCACCUAACGUAACCUUACCCGUUUCACGGCCAUGGCAUUCGAUCGGACUGGGAUACGGAUACGACGCGCGAACCGAACGUGUCUGCUGUGCCUGUUGUUAUAAGACAUAAAGUCAACGACGAUGCGUGGCUACCUUAUAAUAACAGUGAUGAAAUAGCGAACACGUAUCGACGUGGUGGAAGUGAAUCUCUCGAGGAUGCUAAUAUCGGAGCGACGAGACGAUUAAAUUUGUUAUGAUGGAAUAGAUGUUACGCACGUAACGAAGUGUCUGUGACUAAACGCGUUAGCCAGCGUUUUAUAAACAUCCAUCGGUGUUUGGUCUCUUUCCCGCUAGAGAGAUCGUGUCAGUUUAAACAUAGUAGGAAAGAAAAUGGAGGAAAAACAUGGCACUGGGCUAGUGGAGGAGGAAGAAUCAGAAGAUUCUGAAAAUAUAAUAAUCAAUGAAGUGGAUGGUCUGCCAAAUUUACAUCCAAAUUUUGCACAACUGGAGCUUGAAUUUGAUAGAGAAAGACAUAUUGGUGAUACGAGUAUCAGAUCAAUUGAUGAAUUGGUUCACGAUGAAGACCUACCAACUUCUGUAAUUGUUACUAAUGUGGAUCCCCGUGUUUUCAAGGGUGAUGAACUAAAGCCAGCCAUAGAGAAUCUUUUCAAGCAAUUUGGGGAAGAUGCUACCUUUCAGUACUUCAGAUCCUUCAGAAGAAUGAGAGUAAACUACAAUUCUCCCAGUGCUGCGGCAAAUGCAAGAUUACAGCUGCAUCAGACACAUUUUGGGGAAACUGAUAUUAAUUGUUAUUUUGCACAACCUGUGACACCCAUAGAUAUGGAAGAUCAGCAUCUCCAACCUCCUGCACUCACCAAACAGUUCCUUAUAUCUCCUCCAGCUUCUCCACCAAUUGGUUGGGAGCCACGCGAGGAAGGAGAGCCGCUCGUCAAUCACGAUCUAUUAGCUGCUAUAGCCAAUUUAUCCGCAGGCGGAAGUCACGAAUUACAUCCAGCAGGGUCGGGACAGCCAGGCAUAGUGGUGCACGUUUGCGAGACCGCGAAUCCGGCGAAAAACGCGCCUCGCAUUCAGCACACGCGUUGUCCCGAACAUUAAUUUUACUCCACUCGCUCGCGUCUCAGUUCUUACGCCGUUCUAAAGGCCAUCCAGUAAUAAGCAACUUCAAAUUAGAUUGCUAUAUUAUAAAAAGAUGAAACAAUUUACAACCAAUUGCUUGUGGCUGUGGUAUCUGAGCGAAAGCAGAAAGCGAUGCGUCGUAAAAAGAAAAGAUUACAGCUCGCAGACAACGACGCGGUCCAGCAGUAAGUAUUUACAAAGCCAGCCGCGGGGGUAGCAGCGAUCUAUAAAUAUCACACUUGUUGCUAUGUAUCGAUGAAGAUAUAGAGUCUCUCGGUUGCGUUCGUCCGUUGAGAAUCCCUAAAGUAUCCUUGUAUACUCUUUAUUUCUCACGGUGACAGUUGACUCGACAGAUUUGCAUAGUUUUUGGCCUACGUUGUUUCCAUUGUUGUUUCGUUAACAAUAAUGGCGUUAACGAUUUUAUAUGGCGAAAGAUCAUAGCCGAGAGCUGACGAUUGAAAUUUACAGUCAAUGUUGUCAGAAACGAGAAUUUAUUGUUGGGCGAUAUACUGAAGGAUUUUGCAGUUCUACCUCUCAUUAUUGGUGUGUUAUUUGUACUCUUAAACGGCACGUAAUGUUUAACAGUAUUGUUGUAAAUCCACAGAGAUGACUAACUAACGUUUUAGAGGAUAAUUAAUCGACAGAAUCAAAAAAGAAAAAAAAGGUCGGAGUUCAACGGCUUCCUCCUCCAUAUUUAUUUUUGGAUUGUUCUCUCUCUCUCUCUCUCUCUCUCUCUCUCUCUCUCUCUCUCUCUCUCUCUCUCUCUCUCUCUCUCUCUCUCUCUUAGAAAUGCUUCGGAGACUACGUCAAUCGAAUGUUGAGUUGAGUUUUGCGUGCAUGCGAGAAAAAAAACAAAGAUAAAUCUAGGGAGAUAUAUGACAUUAAUAUGUAUGUGAUAUGUGUGUGUAUACGAAUGUACUGUUCUAAAAACUCUAUCGUUCUCUUCGUUCUGUGUUUUCGGUAGGAAGCUAGUUCACAUUAGCUUGAACAUUACACGCUAUCCUAUAAAUGGUCUCUUGUUAAUGAAGUUACGAAAACACCUAUUGUUAUUCGCUCUACUCUCUUUGAGAAUUGAGUUAGUGAAGAUAGGAAUAGAAGAUCGUGGUACGUAUGUGGUGUCAUAUCAGCGUUACCGAUUACACACAGCGGCAGUGGUGAUUGUGUAUAUGUAUAUAAUAUUCUCGUGAAAACGUAUAAUUCUUGUUAAUGCAAGAUCUGUGACCUAAAAGUAAUUGUUGAAUAUUUAUAAAUACUUUAUAUAUAUAUAUAUAUAUAUAAUAUAUAUAGUAACCACCCUUGCUUUAUAUAGCGCGAUACCGUUUACAUUCUCCCGUCUGGGCGGGAGGACGGCGUGUAAAAGCCGAUUCCGUCUUUCAGUUUCGAUUCUUCUUUACCGAAAACCCAAGCAAAGAAUACGUACGUAAUUACAUUACACCGACGGAAGCGAUGUACAAAUGAUUUGUAUCGAUGAAGAAAAUAUAAAUAUAAAUUAUUUUACGUUAAAAGUUCUAUGCAUAAUCUGAUGUAAAUGUUACUCGUGUUGCCACGUGAGAGAUAUGCUAUGAUUACAGCAGGUAAAAAGUCGAGAGAUCGUCGACUCGAUAAUGACAUAUUGUACACAGUUAUGAAAUAUUCUGUCGUUUAAUUCAUUGAAAUUUUAUAUACCAUUAUUACACUCGUCUGUGUCACUUGUGUGUCAAGUGAUAUAAAAGCUUUAUACAUAUAACCGCGCGUCACGCGUCUCAUUGUUUUGCUUAAGUUACUACUUUCCGACUUAAUCCGACGACUCGAACCAUCCAAGUGUGACUAAUUCAGAUGUAGAAAUCAUACAAAUAUACGAUAUCUCUUUAUCACCGCU